Molecule: messenger RNA, 2419 nt
Organism: Phycomyces blakesleeanus NRRL 1555(-)
Lineage: Eukaryota; Fungi; Mucoromycota; Mucoromycetes; Mucorales; Phycomycetaceae
Product: Zn(2)-C6 fungal-specific transcription factor
Exons: 2
Coding region: 51-2264 (737 amino acids)
Biological process (GO): regulation of DNA-templated transcription
Cellular component (GO): nucleus
Molecular function (GO): zinc ion binding; DNA-binding transcription factor activity, RNA polymerase II-specific
Source: RefSeq, a predicted model, not a curated record
CCCUUUUGUACCUUUCAAUCACUUUUAUUCCCAACCCGGAGUAUGGAGAUAUGAACCUGAACGACGAAACAAAGCAGAAAAGAAACAAACCUUGUGAACAAUGUCGAGGUCAGCGAAGAAAAUGUAAUGCCCUUCCGGGAAUGCCAUGUGAACGAUGUAUCAAGAUGGAUUUAGAAUGUGUUUACAAACACACCGAAAAGCCAGUCAUACCAAAACUGGCUGUUUCGUCAGCUAAGAGAAACAAGGUUAUUGAAAAUACCCAACACAUCCAAAGACAAGUAUUGGGCAUGGAGCAACAACUGAGGGCUCUCAAGGUCAUCAUUCAACUGGAAGCCGAAAAGGAAAAAGGCACGUGUGAGGAGGUCCAAGGAGCUUGCUACUGCCUUGACCCCUCUGAUUGCCCUCAUCUUCAACCCCGAGUUCCAUCCACAGCACCUGUGGACUGGCAGGUUUCUCUGCAUCGAGGCAAGAACGGAAUCGUCUUUGAGACAUCGAUCAAGACCAUGGCAGACGUGGCCACCUUAUUCACCGAAUCUCUCCGAUACUUCUCUAUUCCGUCCCUCCCAAAUGGUCCAAAAUUCCCUGCAGAGCAUAAAAUCCGUGUCACCCACAAGAUGCUCCAAAUAGAGCAACUAUUCCGUGUAAUGUUCCGUCAAAAAACGCCCGAACCUGCUUACCGUCCAAUGGUUCCAAUCGUCCACUCGGACUGGAUACGCUCCGCCGCAAAACUCCAUCUAAUCGAUGCCUACUUCUCGUGUGCAGGCAUGAUCAACCCUGUCUUUGUAAAGGCAUACUACAGACCAUACCUUGCCCGCAAUCCACAUGGAAUGCUGGCCUCAGCGAUGGCUGGGUUUGCUGGAUAUUCACAGUGCAGACACGUGCAUCUCGAAGGAUUCGCCUACCCACGGCAAGAGCUAGCAGAAUCAUUCCGCAAAGAAGGAAGAGAAGCACUAGAGGAAGUCUUGUUUGAUAGCGAGCCAGAAAUCGAGACAGCUGCCACUCUAAUGCUCAUCGGUCAAUGUGCUCUCAUAAUGCUGAGGAACCAAGAAGCCCGAACUUGUAUUGGAAUGGCGUGGCGCAUGGCGGCUGACCUCAAACCUCGGUAUUUCCCACUUAUUGGCCAUCCAGAUAACAACUUGUCUGCCAGAGCAGAAACUUGGCGUCGUCUGUUUUACACAGUCCGUUUUCUUGAGCAGAAUAUGCUGAUGCUCUACGACGGUAUCAACGACAUAUCUUGUCUAGCCAUCCAUACCACAAUCGGGUACCCCACUCUUCUGCCGUGCGAAGAAAAUGAUCCAGAAGUAGUCAAUGCUGUGAAUGUAUACCACCACACUGCCCGAAUGGGAGAUUGCCAUAUAUCAACUCAACUUGAUGCCGUGGGCUAUAAAUUAUUUGCUGGUUACCUAGACAGUGUUUCAUUUCACGCCGUCCAACGACUCGAGAGCACGCUCUUCUCAUUUUGGUAUUCACUUCCGCCUCAUUUUCAUUUAUCAGAACAACCGAUGGAAUACUUGCAGCUGGACCGAAUCCAGCAAUGCCCAGACAACUACAUUCUAUAUUUGAAUCAGCUUUAUUACAUGUAUUGGAUGACAUUUCAAGCCAAGCUUAUGAAGGCACCAUCUAGUGAUGAUCUCAAAGGGGCAAGUCUUGGCAACAUGGAUUCUCGCCGUGCGCUCGUAAUAGUAUCAAUCUGCUGCGACGCAGUAGCAAAGAUAUUUCAGGUACUCUAUUGUCGUUUACCAUGUAUGGUAGAGCUGCACUGGUUGCUGGUUGCAGGAGAUGCUAUGGGGCUUCUGAAGGAUGCAGCCAACCGUAGCAUACGCACAAGGGCCCAGUUGAAUUUACAGACGACUCUCCGUAUUCUCGGGAGUCGAAUGCAGAUCGUCCGAAAGAAUACCCGAGUUAAUAUACCCAUCCAAGACGUGCCUUCCUCUACAGGAAGGAUUCCUUUGACUUCGUUUAAUAACCAGAACAGUAGAAACCAUGUUGGGCAAUCAGAUAAUCUCGAUAGUGCUUCGAUGGAGUUCUGCCACUCUACUGGGUCGGUAGCAAGAAGUUCAUCACUAGAUGGCUUGAGUACAAGUUCUAGUAUAAGUAGCUUAGCUGAAUACGAUGAACAAGAUCAAUUUCCUGAGAUAGAUACACCUGGCAUUGUUCGACAGCCUUCUCCUUACUUUGGCGAAGUCAACAAAACACUUGAAUUGCAUUAUGCUAGUUUUGGAUACCCAGGUGCUCGCGAUGCACCUCAUCAUAAUCUACAUUAACAGUAACAUCAACAGCAGUAGCAACAGCAAUAGUAACAAAACUCUUAGUUUUCUUUCCCCUCUUCUUUCCUUUUACUACUUCUUUGUGCUUUGUACAUACUCAUUAUCUUGCUAAUUCUUCAACUUGCCCCAUUAAACAUCCUUCUUUCUUUCUU